GCAGAGGCAAGAUGACAAGUGGGAGCACGAUCUCUAUGAGGAUGAUGAACCUCAAACUUCAAAUCGCAAAGUUAGUGCUCGAGAUCUUCGCUUGAAGCUUCAAAAGAAAAGUCUACAGCAAAGUGGAAAUGCAUCUUUUUCAGGAAUGCGGGACCUACGUGAAAAGUUAUCUGGCACAAUGAAGCCACAAACUGUGAAUACUGAUCCCCCAAAAAAACAAAAAUUGGAAGUUGCAAAAGCAACCAGAAAAAGUGAUUCUGGUGAAGCUCGUCCUUCAACCACUCAAAAAGUUGCAGCCAGCCCUGCUACCAGGAAAAAGGCUGCUCAGAAGAGCGAUACAUCAAUGGAUGACUUUCUACAGUCCUUGGGCCUUGAAAAAUAUUCUAUUACAUUUCAAGCAGAGGAGGUCGAUAUGACAGCACUUGUACACAUGGGUGAUGAAGAUCUCAAGGCUUUAGGAGUACCAAUGGGGCCAAGAAAGAAGAUCCUUUUGGCAUUGGAAUCAAGAGUAUAAAACAUGGAAAGUGGGUCGAGUAAGUUCCUGUUCGCCUGUGUUUUAUCUUUAUACCCAGCUGUGAGACUACUGUGAACAAAGUAGGCCUGUCUUUUUACCAAUCCAGCCGUUGUAACUCUCGUUUCCUUCUUUCUUCUUUUACUUUCUUCCAUUUUUUUCGCGCUGAUGUUACUGUAAGGAUUGAUGUUAAGGACCUCGGAAAUAUUUAGCUAUGGAUGGAAAUAUGGGAUUUAUUACAAUGGGUAUGGCUUAGCUGUGGUCUCAGCAAAACUCUUUUUAACACUUCCAUGGCUUCCAGCUUUUGUGGUGACUUUCAGUGUUCAAAUGUUCUGCACCUUAAAGGCUUCAACUUACAGAAA
This is a messenger RNA of Momordica charantia (bitter melon), 873 nucleotides long. Lineage: Eukaryota; Viridiplantae; Streptophyta; Magnoliopsida; Cucurbitales; Cucurbitaceae. The record is from RefSeq and is a predicted model, not a curated record.